ACGUCGCAUUUGGAGUUGUAGGCCAUUACUAACAGAAGAAGAUUAUAGUGAGAAUUCUUAUGUAAUUCAUGCGACAAGCAAAUCUUCACAGAGUAGAAAAAAUCAGAUGAGUUCUAUGAAUUUAGGGAAGAAACCUGACCUUCAAGUUUUAUUGAAAUUAGAUAUAGAGGCAAAUGAGUUGGUUUUAGUGGAGAUUUCAUGCUUAUUUCCAGAACCAAAUAAGGAAAUUUUUAGAUUGGAAGAAGCUGAGGACACUUCUUCCGAGGCAAGGUUAAUAUAUUGUGAAUUAGAAAAAAUUCCCGUCUUAGGAAUCCAGAUUACUAUACCUUUACAAAUUUCCACACAUCAGGUUUUUGAAGAAUUUUUAAGGAGUAGUCUCAAGUUAAGGGCUAUAGUUGAAGAGAUUGUCAGAAUGUCA
This is a messenger RNA of Racocetra persica, 418 nucleotides long. Lineage: Eukaryota; Fungi; Glomeromycota; Glomeromycetes; Diversisporales; Gigasporaceae. The record is from the annotation of a GenBank genome assembly.